This is a messenger RNA of Emiliania huxleyi CCMP1516, 2372 nucleotides long. RefSeq lists its product as hypothetical. Gene Ontology annotation, molecular function: hydrolase activity, hydrolyzing O-glycosyl compounds. Gene Ontology annotation, biological process: carbohydrate metabolic process. The record is from RefSeq and is a predicted model, not a curated record. The transcript is spliced from 13 exons. Lineage: Eukaryota; Haptophyta; Isochrysidales; Noelaerhabdaceae. The coding region runs from base 1 to 2073 and encodes 690 amino acids.
AUGGCGCUGAUUGCGACUGCGACUGCCGCUUCUGUGACUGCGGCCGCCGCCGCUCCUCCCAAAGUCACCCUCACCCCGUGGUGCGACAACUCGUUCCGCGUCCGCGUGGCUCCGCCUUUGCUGCCGCCUGCCGCGCAGGCCGCCAGUGCCGCGCUCGCACGGUCGCUCGCCUCGAAGAACCUGACCGACCUCCCGGGAGCGCUGAUUGAGACCUGCCGCCCGGGCGCCUCGCUCGUCCCGGCGCCCGGCACGGCGGUCACCAACGGCAACCUCGCCGUCUCCGUCCGCGACGAUGGCUCGCUCACGUUCCGCCGCGCCGACACGGGCGCACUCCUCUUCAGCGCGGCGCCGUCUCUCGUGUUCAACGGUGGCACACCCGGCUCGGACGGCGGCUGGAGGACGGUCGAGGGAAAGGCGGCCCGCUCCUGCUCCUCCUCCGAGUUUGACGGCGACCUCGGCAGCGCGGAGACUGCGUCGGAGUGCCUCACCAAGGCGUCCAGCACGCAGGGCCGGCCCCGGCAAUUUCAAUGCGAUCGGAGGUGGGAGCUGAAGCCGGCGCCCGGCGCCGUGUGCUUCCUCGGCCCGCCCGUGCCAAAGGUUGGCGCGGGCUACUUCGAGGCCAACCUGACGGUGACGGCCGGCGACCGCGACGAGUUCAGCUACGGCCUCGGGCAAGGCGAGUGGACGCCAGAAGGGGGCUGCCCCGAGGCGGGCGCUGCAGGCCCGCGCGCCGUUGCGCUGCAGCUGCAGCAGCGGAAGUUCCAUGUCACCAUCCCUCUGCUCACUUCGUCGGCCGGGUACGCGCUCCUGUUCAACAUGCCCGGCUACGGCUCCGUCGCCGUCGGCAAGCGCGGCGAAGGCGGCUCACACUGGACUGCGCGCGCGGCCCUGUACCUCGACUUUUGGGUCUCCUCCGUGCCGGCGGGCGCCACCCCUCCGGCGUGGCCGUCGCUGUACCGGCAGUACGCGGACGCGACCGGCCACGCGCCUCCGUUGCGCGAGGCGGCGAUGGGGUUCUGGCAGUCGCGCAAUCGGUACAAGUCUUCGGGCAUCGCGCUCGGCGUCGCGGCGAAGUACGCCGAGAGGCCGGCCGCGGUGCGGCCGUCGGUGCUGGUCAUCGACUACAAGAACCAGCGGCACGACGGCGACUUCGCCCCCGACCCGGCCUGCUACCCGUCCGUGCGCGCCCUCUCUGACGGCGUCCGCGCGGCCAUCAACGCGACCCUCAUGUUUUCGUUCUGGCCCGAGGCGACAGAGUACGCGCCGUUGCAGCAGCGUGGCUGCCUCAUCAACGCGGACCUCGGAGGGCGCGCCGUCGAUCCGACGGUCCCAGAGCUGGACGAGACGGACGGCGAGGGCACCGGCGGCGGCGGCGACGGGGACUACGGCUACAACAGUAGCUUCGGGCCGCCCGCCGCGUACUCGAACUUGUGGGUCAACGACUGGCUGCGCGCCUUCUCGGAGCCGGUGGCGGAGGCGCGGCUGCCGCCGCUCCUCCUCACACGCGGCGUGUGGGCGGGAGGGCAGCGGCACGGGGCCGUCCUCUGGUCGUCCGACAUCCGGCGUCCACGCGUCCAUGUCGGGCAUCUCCCUGGUGGACCACCAUGUCACCUUCCAGGAACCCUCCAGGGACCUUCCAGGAACCUUCUAGGCAUCCCCUGGUGGACCACCGACGUCGGCGGCUACGGCUGCGGCUUCGUCGAGCCGAACGACUCGGAGUACAUGCGCGAGCUCAUCGUCCGCUGGUACAAUGAGAUCUGGUCGUACGGGGCCGCCACCCAGGCGCUCCUCGAGGGCGUCGUGCGGAUGAGGAACGAGUUCCCCGACGACAGAGCCUGCCGCGGCGUGGACGACCAGUACAUGCUCGGGCCAAAGUACCUCGUCGCGCCCGUGACGGCCCGCGGCGCCACCGCCCGGACGGUCGUCUUCCCCAAGGGCGCCAGCUGGCGGCCCGUCGGCGGCGGCGCCCCCGUCUCCGGCGGGCAGACGCUCAAGGUGGCGGCGCCGCUCGACACGAUCCUCGCCUUCGGCCGAGAGGCGCCGGCGUCGGAGGGGCCGCUCGUGCCGGCGUGAGGGUAGCCGUCCGUCCGGGUGUGACUGUGUAGUCCGCGCGGGGUGAGGCACCCCUGCCCCCCCCCCCCACUCGCCCCUGCCUCGAGCUCAAACCAGACGUAACGUAGACCGUCUGACCACCUAGAAGUCUCUCUCGCGAUCCUUGAAAGACCGUAGCGUCCGCGCGCUUGUUGUGAGAGCCCGAGUUGCGCCCUUGCCGCCGUGGGGGUACUUUAUCACAGGUAUCUCAGGUACGUGAGAAAAUUUCGGGUGGGUCGUUCUGGGUUGUCAUUGUCUUAGACGACUUCCUGAAAAAAUGU